Molecule: messenger RNA, 2036 nt
Organism: Pogona vitticeps (central bearded dragon)
Lineage: Eukaryota; Metazoa; Chordata; Lepidosauria; Squamata; Agamidae
Source: RefSeq, a predicted model, not a curated record
GUUCGUCCAGGUGGACCAGGAAAUGGCCCAGCCCCAGAGAGGCUUCUUUUCCCAUUAAGUCCCUCUUCUUCCUGGAGGGACGAUUGACCGUCUUUCCUCCGAGCGGUCAGUUAGCCUUUUGUGGCCACAGAGGCUGGCUGGCCGGCCAGGUCCUCUUCAGGCUUUGUCUCCAACUGCCACUGUGAGGAUUUUUUCCUUCCUUUCGGCAAAACAUGGCCCCCCCUCCCCACAACCUUGGCAGAAUUUCCACCCUGCUCUGCUCACAUCAUCCCAAUUUGCAGUGACACUUCUCUGCAUCAGAAGUUGGGAAAGUUCUCAAAGCCCAUCGAGUCCAACAGCCUGCCUUUUUAGGAACUCCGCUACAGUGUUAUUCCAAUGAUACUGCACUGUUAAUUAUUUUAAUCACCACUUUACUCUUGAGUUCAACAAAAUGAAUUCAACAUGCUUCUUCAUUUUUGUUUAGUGCCUCCAAGGCAGCCCAGCAGCCCUCAGUGAGGUUUAAAGCAAGGGAAGAGCACUAUGCGGCUAGCGUGGGACACGUGCGCUGGCUCCAGAUCUGCCUGCAAAAAGCCGAAACUCCAACCCAAGCGGAUAUUAAUGGCUUCUCCGCGCUCCACAUGGCGGCUUUGCAUGGCCGGUUGGACUGCAUCAAGAUGCUGGUGGAGAAAUACAGUGUCAAUGUGGACCUGGGCAGUUUGACGGGCUGGAGGGCCAUCCACCUGGUGCUGAGCAAGGAGGCGGGGGGCAUGGCGCUGGAGUGCCUGCAGUACCUCAUCAAGAAAGGUGCAGACGUCAAUGUGCAGAACCACAACGGGGUGUCUCCACUUCACAAGGCAGCCAGUGAGGGACGUGAGAACUGCAUCCAACCCCUUGUCGAUGCUGGUGCUGACGUCCAUGCCAAGGAUGCAGACGGCCAGGAGCCCCUGGAUCUCUGCAAAAUGUGGGGCCACAAGGCCACCGCAAAGUGCCUCCGUAGUGCCAUCUGGAAAAGGGAGAAGGCCAACUUUGCCCAGGAAGUCUGCAGACUGAAGGAAAUCAAAAUGGAAUGUGAGGCAAGGAGAAAAGAGUUCCUUAUAAGACAGCAGGCGGAGUUGGAUUUCUGUAACCACUGGGCGUACAAUGAGUGGUUGGCCAAGAAGGGUUUGCCUCUUCCCUCUGACCGGAUCCUGGGCUUUCUGGGAAGCAGGCGCCAGUCAGCAAACCUCUGGAAGUAUGUGGGGAAAACCAGCCUUCCAGUCCCAGUGCCCUCCCCCACAUCCCUAGACCUGGAGAAAAGGCCUGCCGCUCAGGUGCCACGUAAGCCACAUUGGGCGUGGAACUUCAGCACGAACCCUUCCUCCGCACCGGCGACUUGCAUCUUCCGGCCCAACACCAUCCGGAUCGGGGUUGACCCAGAAAAGGUUCCAGAUCCCGACUUCACCUCCUUCCUGUUUCUUUACAAGAAUGCCUUUGGACAGCCAGAAAUCCAGAUUGACAACAUGGAAAAAGUCCCCUUUGUGCCGGACCUCCCCUUUGACGUCCUGGAGAAGAGUCUCUACCCGCGCGCCCGACACACGCGCCUGGAGGUCCCAGAGGAUCUCAGGCCGAGGCACCUUCUGGAUCUGAAGCACAGGCGCCCCCCAGGCCCAGAGCACCAAUGGACAGACCAGAUGGCAGUGAGUCUGCGGCAGACCCUUGACCCUGCCUUUCUUGGCACGCUGAAGACCCACUUGUCCAGCUACAGCGACCCCAAAUGGCUCUCUCCGGGUCCGGCGUUGGAUCGCGCCCAGGGCAGCGAGACCUCUUCCCUCUUGAGCAGUAGUAGCCGCCGUGAGGAGUAGCCAGCUCCAUGGAUGGGCGCCAUGCUCCCGGCAACUCACAAGAGUUUCUUUUUAACGUUCUGACUCCAGCUGUAUGGCAGGACACAGCCUGUGGGCAGCAAUUGUCCAGCCGCCCUCUUAGGGACCAAAGAAUAUUAAUCUACUUGGCAUUCCCCUAUCUUGGUUGUGAGAGCACUGAAACCAGAAAAGGGCAUUAAACCAGUUCAUCUAAGGGUA